AUGUCUGACCUACAAGUACAAGGACGGAAGGUCUUCAAGGUUUUCAACCAGGACUUUAUCGUGGAUGACCGCUACACUGUGACCAAGGAACUGGGCCAAGGUGCUUAUGGUAUCGUUUGUGCUGCUACCAAUGGACAGUCUGGUGAGGGCGUUGCCAUCAAGAAGGUCACCAAUGUCUUCAGCAAGAAAAUCUUGGCUAAGCGCGCCUUGAGAGAAAUCAAGCUGCUUCAGCACUUCAGAGGCCAUCGCAAUAUCACAUGCCUCUUUGAUAUGGAUAUUCCUCGACCUGACAACUUCAAUGAGACAUAUCUGUAUGAAGAACUUAUGGAAUGUGAUCUCGCUGCCAUUAUCCGCUCCGGACAACCGUUGACCGACGCCCACUACCAGUCCUUCAUUUACCAGAUUCUAUGCGGUCUCAAGUAUAUCCACUCCGCCAAUGUCCUCCACAGAGAUUUGAAACCGGGUAACUUGCUGGUCAAUGCGGAUUGUGAGCUGAAGAUCUGCGAUUUUGGCUUGGCCCGUGGAUUCUCGAUUGAUCCCGAGGAGAACGCAGGCUACAUGACUGAAUAUGUUGCGACAAGAUGGUACCGCGCUCCGGAAAUCAUGUUAAGUUUCCAGAGUUAUACGAAAGCUAUCGAUGUCUGGUCGGUGGGUUGUAUUCUGGCCGAGCUCCUUGGUGGCCGUCCUUUUUUCAAGGGUCGCGACUAUGUCGACCAGCUCAACCAGAUUCUACACUACCUGGGUACUCCAAAUGAAGAAACCCUGAGCCGAAUUGGCUCACCGCGGGCCCAGGAGUAUGUGCGCAACUUGCCCUUCAUGCCCAAGAUUCCUUUCCAGCGUCUUUUCCCAAAUGCCAAUCCCGAUGCCCUUGACCUUCUCGACCGCAUGCUUGCUUUCGACCCCUCGGCACGUAUCUCUGUCGAAGAGGCCUUGGAACACCCUUACCUCGCGAUUUGGCACGAUGCUUCGGAUGAACCCUCGUGCCCCACCACCUUUGAUUUCCACUUUGAAGUUGUCGACGACGUGCAGGAGAUGCGCCGCAUGAUCUAUGAGGAAGUUGUUCGUUUUCGCCAACAAGUGCGUCAACCAGCACACGCACAGAGCCUGGCCCAGCAGCAGCAGAUAGCGCAGCAGACCAAUGUCCCAAUUCCCGAGCACCAGCAGGGAGUGUGGCGACAGGAAGAGCCUAGGCCUCAAGAAGCACACGCCGCGGGCGGCACCAUUAACGAUCUGGAAUCGUCGUUGCAGCGGGGGAUGGAUGCCUAG
Messenger RNA from Aspergillus calidoustus, 1266 nucleotides. The record is from the annotation of a GenBank genome assembly. Lineage: Eukaryota; Fungi; Ascomycota; Eurotiomycetes; Eurotiales; Aspergillaceae.